Messenger RNA from Gilbertella persicaria, 1377 nucleotides. RefSeq lists its product as uncharacterized. Gene Ontology annotation, molecular function: O-acetyltransferase activity. NCBI's taxonomy places the organism in Eukaryota, Fungi, Mucoromycota, Mucoromycetes, Mucorales, Choanephoraceae. The record is from RefSeq and is a predicted model, not a curated record. The transcript is spliced from 2 exons. Bases 1 to 1377 code for a protein of 458 amino acids.
AUGAAUUUUCCUGUUUCUACAAAUAAAACAAGAAAGCGUCAAAACUGGCGAAGGUUUGCCUUCUACUUUAUAGCUGUUUUUCUACUCUACUACUUUUCAAAAAUCAUAUAUCACUUGUUUCACUCUCCAUCUAGUUUAGAACAUACUAUCACAGAAAAAACAAAGCAGACGACGUUUCGUAAAGAACAAGACAUACUCUAUUUUCAUGAUGACAAUCAAACUUAUCUUGACUUUCCAUGGUAUCAAAAGGAACAUACGCGCCCACAAUAUAAACCUAACGCAACCUUGCUUACGAUCCACCUCUCUUUAAAAGACAGAGAAAUCAUGGAGCAAAAGGCAGUUUUAACAGCAAAACGAUUGGCAUUUAAACGAUUUCCUCCUGAGAAUUACAUUGGCAUUCGCGGAUCCAAACUUAGCACAGCAGCAGAUGUACAGGCAUUUAGAGACCAUGUAACAUGUUGGACCAAUGGACAAUGGAUUCGUGUAUCUGAGCUCAAUAGCAAACAACACUUUGCAUUAAAGCAUAUUCAAGAUCCAAUCUAUAGUACAUGCGACCGUCAAUUCUAUAAGACGCAUGCGUCAGAUGAGAUUAGAGAAGCAGUAAAGUACCGUUGGCAACCUACCAAGUCUGACACAUGUCCUCCUUUAAACCUAAAAGUUGAAUCAAAAAAAUGGUGUAGAGUGCUACAGGGGAGAAAUAUGCUACUUGUAGGUGACUUAGUCCAUUAUCAAUACCAUGAAGUUCUAUUGGAUGCUUUUCGUGACGAUCCUACUGUUUGUUUUGGUGAACUAAACUGCAAAGACCAUACUAUCUGUAAAUCGCCCAAGGAUACACGACUUCGCUAUGUGCGUAAUGAUAUUCUUUCAACCAUACGCAAAUUCCAAAACAGAGAUCAAGGACACCCCUUAGCGAAUGUCAUUGAAUGGCCAUUUGUUACUUCGAAUAUUCUCUCUUCAUACCCUAUUCUUAUUCUAAGUCGCACAUCGGUAUUGGGUGAUGAUGAUCUAUUGUUUACUCGACGUUUGAUUCAUACGAUGAAAGUGAUUCGAGAAACUUCGCCUGAUGCACUUGUGAUUUACAGAUCUGCCUUUAUUGGACAUCCCUUUUGCAAUGAUGCUACACAACCUCUUUCUAAGCCAUUGACCGACGAAGAAUUGAAGCGAUUGCCUUAUGGUUGGAGUGAAACGAAACGAAGAAAUGCGAUUGCAAAAGCUGUUGUUGAAGCUGCUGGUGGUGUCUAUAUUGAUUUUGCUUCUAUGAUCAACUUGAGACCCGAUGGUCAUCUAGGAGGACAAGACUGUCUCAGAUAUUGUAUUCCUGGUCCAUUAGACGCAACAACGCAAGUGUUGUAUAAUGUAUUUACAAGUUUAUUAUAA